Messenger RNA from Sodiomyces alkalinus F11, 2030 nucleotides. RefSeq lists its product as hypothetical. Gene Ontology annotation, cellular component: mitochondrial inner membrane; nucleus. NCBI's taxonomy places the organism in Eukaryota, Fungi, Ascomycota, Sordariomycetes, Glomerellales, Plectosphaerellaceae. The record is from RefSeq and is a predicted model, not a curated record. Gene Ontology annotation, biological process: apoptotic DNA fragmentation. Gene Ontology annotation, molecular function: single-stranded DNA endonuclease activity; nucleic acid binding; RNA endonuclease activity. The coding region runs from base 484 to 1539 and encodes 351 amino acids. The transcript has a single exon.
CAGCACUAGGUACCUUAGGUAAGGUAGGUACAGGUACCUAGGUAUGGGAAGGUUAAAAAGAGUGCCUGAGUACCUUGUCCCACCUAUAGGAGGUACUUUCUUAACACCAGGUACAUUCUUCGUGACCAAUAAGUGACGUGAUCACCGGUCCCUGCGGUCAGAUGUGUAUUAGCGCGCAACCGUAUCACGACUGAAGAGGAAAAGAAAAAGAAAAAAAAGAAAAAAAAAAAAGCCGUUGCACCUUUAAACGCGAGAUCGACCUCCAUCACCUGCCGGGUUAGAAACAUCCUUCGUGCCACCCUAGCACAUGCCCCCCUUGGGUAUCGCACGUCGUUGAGUUCAGUCAUAACCAACAGACACCUGACAUAGUCUACGCCUGAAGUCUACGCCUGACAGACGACCCGACCUAUACACGCCUCGAAAUCCCUUUUAAAUACCAAAACGCGAGCCGGUGCUAACCCCUCGGGGUCCCUUCCUAUCACCAUGUCAAAAGCAACUUCUCUAGCACUCGUCGCUGCUCUCAGUGCUGGCAGCGGCGCAGCUCUUACCGCAGCCAUGUAUUCUCUUCGACCCUCAACACAUACAGAGCCCAAGACGGCCACCACACCUGCACCAACUACUCUUGCUUCAACAUCGCCCGUCCCGGUCCAAGCAAACCAGAUCUUCUCGAACUCCGCUUCUCCAACACCCGCCGUUCCCUCACAGUCGUCCACGCCGGUCAACCCGUCCACAGGCCCACCCGUCGAUCCGGCCGGCUUCUUCGAGUACGGCUUCCCUGGCCCGCACGCCGACCUCGCGACCCGAGCCGCCCUCAUCUCCUCCUACGACCGCCGCACCCGCAACCCGCACUGGGUAGUCGAGCACAUAACGCCGGCCUCCCUGGCCCUCCGCGGCGGCGACCGCAAGCACUCCAGCUUCCUGGAGGACCCGACCGUCCCGGAAAAGUUCCAGGCCAAGCUCCGCGACUACUUCCGCUCGGGCUACGACCGCGGCCACCAGGUCCCCGCCGCCGACGCGAAGUGGUCCCAGCAGGCCAUGGACGGCACCUUCUACCUGACCAACAUGUGCCCGCAGGUCGGCGACGGCUUCAACCGCGACUACUGGGCCCAUUUCGAGGACUUUUGCCGCCGCCUCACCACCAGGUACCCCAGCGUCCGCAUCGCCACGGGGCCCCUCUACCUGCCCAAGCGCGACCCGACCGACGGCAAGUGGUACACCCGCUACGAGGUCAUCGGGAACCCGCCCAACAUCGCCGUGCCGACGCAUUUCUACAAGGUCAUCUUCGCCGAGGACGGCCGCGUCGGCGGGCCCGUCGCCAUCGGUGCCUUCGUGCUCCCCAACGCCCCGAUCCCCAACGAUAAGCCGCUCUCCGACUUUGAGAUGCCCCUUGAGGCCGUCGAGCGCGCUACGGGCCUCGAGUUCGCGUCGAGAUUGCCCCCGCAGCGCCGUCGUCGCCUGUGCGCCGAUGCCAACUGCGCUAUUGUCGUCCGCGAGUUUGGCCAGAAGGCUGGUAAUAAGGGCAAGGGCUCCAGCUCUUAGGCUGUGCGCCUAGGCGGUGGCCCGGGGAGAUGGGGUGGUUAUGUCUCUUGCGCCGCCUCAGGGCCAUUGGAGAGGACGGGUUGUACUAUAUUGAGGCAUUCGGCGGACGGAGCCAUUCCUUGGCUAACGGAUGUAUUCUUUGAUUUUCUUUCCUCACCUUUUCGCCCUUUUCCCCUCCCUACACCCGAUGCAUCUUCCCUCGACUGUACAUUGUACUCCGUUUCUGUCGAUCCCCUUCCUUUUCCCCUUUUACCCCAUGAGCAAACGGUUCGCUAGACGAAUUUGCAUCAAGGAUCUUUUAUUUGUUUAACAGGGGGCAUCAUCCAUGUAAAGUUAGACAUUUUUUGCGUAGCGCAAGCGUGCAUGCACCAUAUGAGUAGCUCAUGUCAUCAGCCACUCAUCACAAUGUAGAAAGUACAAUAUAUGUGCGUACACGUGAGCAGGUAAGGCGGGUGAAGCAAUAAACCCAGCAUUUCUUCUUCCCCAGCGUC